Molecule: messenger RNA, 1569 nt
Organism: Ficedula albicollis (Collared flycatcher)
Lineage: Eukaryota; Metazoa; Chordata; Aves; Passeriformes; Muscicapidae
Gene: SLC22A31
Product: solute carrier family 22 member 31
Exons: 10
Biological process (GO): transmembrane transport
Cellular component (GO): membrane
Molecular function (GO): transmembrane transporter activity
Source: RefSeq, a predicted model, not a curated record
GGGGGCCUCCGCGCCAACCUCGUCACACAGUGGGACCUGGUGUGUGCCUCGCGCUGGAAGGUGCCCCUGGAGCAGACCACGCACCUGCUGGGCUGGACACUGGGCAGUGUCACCGCCGGCCUGGCCUGUGACAGGUUCGGCCGCCGUCCCACCUUCCUGCUGUGCCUGGCGCUGGCCGUGCCCGCGGGGCUCGGCGUGGCACUGGCCAUCAACUUCCUCAUGGUGCUGGUGGCGCGGCUGCUCUUCGGGGCCGCGCUGGCAGGAGCCUUCCUGGCGCUCUACGUGGCACGGCUGGAGCUGUGUGACCCCCCGCACCGGCUGGGGGUGACGAUGGUGGCCGGGUUCUUCUGGAUCGCCGGGGAGCUGCUGCUGCCGGGGCUGGCCCUGCUGUGCCGGGACUGGCGGGUGCUGCAGGGCGCUGUCACCAUGAUCCUGGCCCUGCUGGCUGCCGGCUGGUGGUGCCCGGCGCUGCUGCUGGAGUCACCGCGCUGGCUGCUGGCCACACGGCAACUGGAGAGGGCCAGGAAGACCCUGCAGGCGCUGGCCGACGACAACUGCCCCCAGGAGAGCCUCCUCACAGAGCUGGAGGCCCUGUCCGAGGAGCCCCCGCGGCCCCGGUACCACUCCGUGUGUGAGAUCUGCGGCACCAGGGUCAUCUGGAAGAACGGCGUCAUCCUCGGCUUCGCGGCGUUCAUCGGCUCCGGCAUCCGCCACUGCUUCACCCGCAACCUGGCCCCGCACCUGCCGCACUUCUUCUCCUCACACCUGGUGCUGCUGGGCACGGACCUGCCGCACUUCUUCUCCUCGCACCUGGUGCUGCUGGGCACGGAGGCGGCCGCUUGCCUCUUCGUGUGCCUGACCGCCGAGCGCUUCGGGCGCCGCGCCAUCCUCCUGCUCUGCACCGUGCUCACCGGCAUCUCCUCCCUCCUGCUGCUCGCCCUCACCCAGUACCUGCUGGAGCUCAUCGUGCUGACCCUGUCCGUGGUGGGCACGGCCGCCUCCCACGCCGUCACCAUGCUCAGCAUCUUCUUCGCCAGCGAGGUUCUCCCCACCGUGGUCAGGGGCGCCGGGCUGGGGCUGGUCCUGGGGGCCAAUUUCGUGGGCAAAGCCGCGGCGCCCAUCACCGCCAUCCCCAACAGCCGCGGCUUCUUCCUGCACCACGUCGUGUUCGCCUCCUUCGCCAUCCUGGCCGUGCUCAGCAUCAUGCUGCUGCCCGAGAGCCAGGGCCGCAGCCUGCCCCAGUCCCUGCAGGACGGCGAGAGCCAGCGCCGGCCGCCCCUGUUCCGCCGCCCCCCGCCCGAGGACCACCUGCCCCUGCUGGCCCCCCACGCCACCCCCCGGAGCAGCGGUGCUGGGAGCCCUGGGGCGGGGGUGAAGCCCCCCCGGGGGUGCUGCCGGCUCCCAAUAAAAGUGCCUUUGUUUCUACGGGCCGCUGGUGUGGGGGGGUCACACGCCCCCGCCACCAACCCGCGCUCUUUAUUGUGGGGGUCUCCUCGCCCCCUCCCCGGCUGUGUGGGGCUCACCCGGGCGUCCCCCCAAGGUUUGCUGCGCUGGGCUCUGCGGGUGUGA